CAAUUCAUAAGUGAAAAAUGGCAACCAUGAAGAUUCUCAUGAUGUUAAUGGUGGCUGCAAUUUUAUUUUGCAACCACCAACAAGCGGUGGUGGCGAGAGAAGUCGACGUGGUCGUGGACGAUCAUUGUAACGAGUUACAAAGCUCCGUAUUUGACGCUCUAUGUCAAUAUUGGCCGUGGCCGUAUCCAUGGCCAAAACCAUGCCCUCCUCCAAGGCCACGACCAUGCCCUCCUCCAAGGCCACGACCACGACCACGACCAUGCGCACCACCACCUCCACCACCACGCUCGCCACCUCCUCCACCACCACGCUCGCCACCUCCUACACCGUUUUCGACCUGCUCGGCUAGUGACAAGGAAAAGGUGAAGAAGUGCAUGUUCAACACAACUUCAAUUGAUGAAUGUUGCCCGACAUUCAAGAACAUACUCGGCACUAGUUGCCCUUGCUAUAAGUAUGCUGAGGAUUUGGACAAUCAAGUCUUGAUCACUCUUGAAGCUUAUUGUGAUGUCGAUAGCCCUUGUACGGGCGUGCCACCACCGCCACCAAAACCGAGUUGCUCGGCUAGUAACCAAGAAAAGGUGAAAACGUGCAUGUUCAACACAACCUCAAUUGACGCAUGUUGCCCGACAUUCAAGAGCAUACUCGGCACUAGUUGCCCUUGCUAUAAGUAUGCCGAGGAGUUGGAUAAUCAAGUCCUGAUCACUCUCGAAGCUUAUUGUGAUGUUGAUAGCCCUUGCAAGGGUGUGCAAGUGAUUUAAGUUAUCCAAGAUGAGUGAAGAUGAAGUGCUUAAUGCUUAAUUCAAGAUAUUGUAUUAGAUUAUUUGCUGCUAAUUUCUCUUUCUGUUGAAAAGUCUCUAGCUAAUUAUGUUUUUACUCUUUCCUUGUUGUAAGACUUUUUAAUUUCUAGGGGUACAUUUGCAAUGUUGUGUUUCAGUAAUUUAGUACUAAUAAAAAUAUAUUUUGUGCUCCAA
Messenger RNA from Lycium ferocissimum, 971 nucleotides. Its product is annotated as chitin-binding lectin 1-like. The record is from RefSeq and is a predicted model, not a curated record. The transcript is spliced from 3 exons. The coding region runs from base 18 to 758 and encodes 246 amino acids. NCBI's taxonomy places the organism in Eukaryota, Viridiplantae, Streptophyta, Magnoliopsida, Solanales, Solanaceae.